CACUCCUGCUUUGAAUCGCGGUUCCUGUUCCACGUUACUUCCCCAGCUGGGCAUGAACGGAGCAGGAGAGCCGGAUCCGGGCGGUGGGGGCUACAAAAGGCGUUAUAGAGCCUUAAAAAGGAGGCUCAAAUUCCUAAUUUAUGAGCAAGAAUGUUUCCAAGAAGAACUGAGAAAAGCACAAAGAAAACUCCUGAAAGUUUCACGGGAUAAAAGUUUCCUGCUUGAUCGCCUGCUCCAGUAUGAGAAUGUGGAUGAAGACUCCUCAGAUUCGGAAGCAACAGCCUCCUCAGACAACAGUGAUGGAGAGAUGCCGAAAGGGACGGAGCCUCAGUCCCUCAAGAGCUGAAUUCACCCACUUAUGCUCCCUUCCCCUCUGACUACUUGGCACUGGGGCCCGAACCUGUUCCCCCCCAGCCUGACAGCAACGCUACUCGCUCUGCCCGGCGGCCAGCAAGGCCCCACACACUCAAGGGAAAUUGCCCUGAUUGAGUGGAGUGAAUAAGAGCUAUGAUAAAAGAAGCAAGAUGCAUCUAUGCUUCAAACUUCAAAUUAACUUUGAACCCUGGUGCUGUCGUGGCUUGAGGCUUCUGUGAAACAUUCUGUGAAUAAUACUGCACGCCUACAGCAGAUAUUCACUCAUCGAAACUUGCUUUUUGAUUCUCGUGCUUUGGGCUACAGUCAUAAAAAGUUUCUAGAUGAAAGCGGAGCUGUGGCUGGGGUUGAUAAAGACGUUCAGCAUUAAGUUGUGAGAAAAUAAUCUUAUUGAUUUAUGGAAUUUUUUACCAUGCCUUCCAUCUUCGUGACUGGGCUGACAAAUACUAGGCUAUGUUUGUGUAAUAUGGUAUAUCAAAUCCGCAUUAGGUGGCCCACAGAGUAAAGUGAGGCAGGGAAUUCAGGGCGAAGGCAGGAGCUGUAGAGGUGUUGCUAGUAGUAACAUGGUCAGAUUAUUGGGCGCAUCACUGUUCUGCCUCUUGGGGAAGAUUUCUGGAGCAUAUGGCCCUAAGGCACCCAUUUUGCCCAUGAGGCCCAAAGCUGUUGAAAAAUGGUGGGAGAAUUGUUGGCACUUGGAAUGCUCUUGAGGGAUAUGGUGGAUCU
Messenger RNA from Thamnophis sirtalis, 1095 nucleotides. The record is from RefSeq and is a predicted model, not a curated record. Lineage: Eukaryota; Metazoa; Chordata; Lepidosauria; Squamata; Natricidae.